Messenger RNA from Alternaria ventricosa, 486 nucleotides. RefSeq lists its product as uncharacterized. The record is from RefSeq and is a predicted model, not a curated record. The transcript has 3 exons. The coding region runs from base 1 to 486 and encodes 161 amino acids. Lineage: Eukaryota; Fungi; Ascomycota; Dothideomycetes; Pleosporales; Pleosporaceae.
AUGGGCAUUGUCAAGACGGUAUAUCAACUCACCAUCGUCAAAGACAAGGAUUCGCAUUUCAACAACAAUGUACGAUUCUGGGGCUUUGUCCAGCUUAAUGUUGGAAUCAUCGCCGCCUCCAUACCCACGCUAAAGCCACUUCUGCGAAAAAUCAGCAAGUCGACGAACAGCAACCAAUACAACCAAUUCCAGGACGGCGACAAAGCCAGGACCAUCGGCAGCGCACCACCUUCCAGACCUCGCAGAUCGAUCUUGACCACCCUGAGCGGCACACGAACGGAUAAAAGGGCUGAUGCCGAGGCAUACGAGAUGUGGAGGGCGACUGCAGGAUCAGCGCAAGGCGGGAAGAAUGAGAUCUAUGCUGUCAGUGAAGAGCGCGCAGGGAGUGAGGACUACAUUCUUGGAGGACAUCCGCACGAUUCGAAGCAGAUCAAAUGCACAACAGAAGUGACUAUCAACAAUGAGGGGACCGAUUCCAGGGUCUGA